UUGGUUUCUGCAGACUACGUUUUGUCACGGGGAGCCAAGGUCCACCGCGGUUGUCAAACCUGACCGUUACACAUCUUUGAUUCACUGCCAAACCCCCCAGCAACCCCUCCUCCGAGGUCUGUGUUUCGCCACCCCCUUUUUCUGGGCCGCCGCCUGCCUCGUAGCUCCGUUAUCGGACCCGAGAAGCUGGCCUGCUAAUUAGCAAACAAGCUAACGAUUGCCAGAUUUCACCCAUGUCCUCUGAAGAAGGGUUGAGCUCAACGAUCACGGAUUGGCUUUUCAUCAAUUCUUGGUGGCUCCUCCUGCCAUUCAUCAUGCUUCUUGUAGUUGCUGCCUUCAUUGUUGCCUUUGUGCUGCUGUUAUACAUGAUAUCGCCUCUUAUUAGUCCCAAACCUCUUAAACUGAACGGGGCCCACGUAGUGGUGACAGGAGGCUCAAGUGGGAUUGGGAAAUGCAUUGCAAUCGAGUGCUACAGGCAAGGAGCAUUCAUCACUUUGGUGGCACGAGAUGAGGCUAAACUGCUUCAAGCCAAGAAAGAGGUGGAGAAAUUUGCCAUCAAUGAUAAGCAGGUGGUGCUCUGCAUAUCAGUGGAUGUUUCCAGUGAUUAUAGCCAAGUGGAAAGUGUGAUAAAACAGGCUCAAGAGAAGCUGGGGCCUGUUGAUAUGCUUGUGAACUGUGCUGGAACAUCCAUUUCUGGAAAGUUUGAGGAAGUGGAGGUGGACCGUUUUAAAAAACUGAUGGAAGUGAACUACUUGGGCAGUGUUUACCCGACACGGGCCGUCAUAACCACCAUGAAGGAGCGAAGAAUGGGCCGCAUCAUGUUUGUGUCCUCUCAAGCUGGCCAGAUUGGUCUGUUUGGAUACACUGCCUACUCUCCUUCCAAGUUUGCCCUGCGUGGCUUAGCAGAGUCGCUGCAGAUGGAGAUAAAGCCGUACAAUAUCUAUGUGACUGUGGCCUACCCCCCUGACACUGACACUCCAGGACUGGCUGAGGAAAAUAAGACGAAGCCUCUAGAGACCAAAUUAAUUUCUGAAACUUCUGGAGUUUGUCAACCGGAGCAAGUGGCCAAAAUCAUUGUGCGAGAUGCAGUGCAAGGGAACUUCAACAGCUCCGUGGGACCCGAUGGUUACAUGCUUUCAGCCCUCACCUGUGGAAUGUCACCUGUCACCUCUAUCACAGAAGGUCUCCAGCAGAUUGUUACCAUGGGGUUAUUUCGGACCAUUGCCCUCUUCUACUUGGGGAGUUUUGACAGCAUUGUGCGCCGCUGCAUGAUUCAGAGAGAGCAGUUAAAAGCAGCUGACAAGAGGGAGUAACAGCAGCCUUACCUUCUUCACAGCCUAGUGCCCCUCUUCCUCCUCCUCUUCCACACCCCCACCCCCUUCCCAUCCCUUUUUCCAGCUGUUCAAGUGCACAUCCAUAGGUGAGGAAAAAGGCCAAGCUUUGAGUGCAUUUCUGGUAUCAAUGUAACAGCUGGGAUAAAAGAAAAUGGCAGAUGUUUACUCUUUGCUUGUCCAGUGAUGUAACUCCUCCAUAGACUUCACAGCCAUUUCGAUUUUUCAAUCCUAUGAGAGCAUUCCAGUGACUUUUCGGUUUAAUGUGUCCACCUGCUUCUUUUUGUGGGAGCAGCCUUACUUUAGGGGAAUGAGGGCAGACUAAACAUCCCACAGCCUGGUUUUGAAGUAGGUAGGCUUUGUGAACCACUUAUAUUUUAGAUAUCAGGCCUCCCUGCCUCUACUCGCACAGUUGUUUUUUUUUUUGGUUCUUUUCCUCACAGAGAGGAAAAGCAACAGAUAGCCUGUCUGACCAGUUGUGCCAAAUAUGGCUUGAAAUUCAUUCCCACCAGGGGCUAUAGUGAAAACCUGAAUGGUAACUCUCACCUUUUGCCAUAUUGUUGCAUGUUUCACAAAACUAGGUCCACCUUGUAAGUUUUCACUAAACAAGUCCCUUUUUCCUCUACCUUGUCGUACCACAAGUCUUUGCAGGCAAAGCACCUUCCUUUUUGACUGAAUAACUUUUCUGUUUGAAACCAGUUAUGACCCUCAACGUUUUGUUUAUGUUGUGGGAUGUUUUGCUUUUGUGCUCCGUGUGUGAACCAAACCAGGAUGCGAUACAGUACUCUUAAGUGAUUUCAGAGAAAGAAAGAGAGAGAGCGUGUGAUGUUUUUAAUUGUUUUAUAAAUUUUACUAAUGCAAAAACAUAAUUUCCAGAGAAUAAUAUUCAAAAAUUUUAGACAGUGUUGGAGCAAAGAAUUUUAGGUGAAUUGUUUGCAUGACUGCGUGUGUGUGUGUGCGUUUGCAUUUGCUGUGACUGAGCCAACCCCUGGGGAGAGAAAAGCCAUUAGAUUUUAUUGUCUCGGGAAUAAACACACCAAAUUAUUUUCUCGUCAUCCAAGCUUAUUUCAUAGAGAAACGGAAGCAGGUACAAUGGGUUGAAGCCAUGAAAUUAAAAGAUGGAAAAAAAAAACCCACCAGCUCAGGUGACUUCACCUUUCACCUGUGCAUUUGAUCAGUUCAGUACACUUUUUUUCCUUCAGUGUGUGAAAGGAAGCGUAUCAUUUUUACAUGCAGUUUUGUGAGUCUGUGCACAUAUUCAGCCACCCGAGUGAAGAUCCAAGUGGGAUCCAUAAUCUGUCGGGGUAGUGUAAGUCAGGGCAGGGCAGGACUCGCUGGUUCGAGUCAUGUCCCUGUAGGUCUAGUGAGGGCGCUAGAGAUUUGUUUUACAUGAAGGCCAAAACAGUAGAGGGACUAGCAUGGAAGUGUGAUCCUUGUCCCUCUGACUUUGACCUGCUGUCACUCUGUCAUGCACAGUUAAGACUUUGUAACUCCCUAAAUAACAAUAUCGAUUCCCUCCUGAUUUCUUGUCAAGCCUUGGAAAAUCUUGUAUUUACCAUGUGACCUUUUUAUUAUUUUGCAUAUAGAGGGAGAAAAAGUACAGCACCGACUCUUGCAAGUCUUCCUUUGGUCCAUCACAAAUGGGGAGAAUGUACUUUAAUACAAAUCAGAACAUAGGAACAUUAUUUUUAAAUAUACCAAUAUUUGAAUGCCAAAAUGUGUUAAGACAAUUUCUGUAGAUGCAAUGCAUUUAUUUGAGAUUUAUUUCGAUGUUGCUGCUCUGUUGAUCUUAGACUUAGUUUGUUAAAGUUGUGGAGCAGUGUGGGGAUCCAUUCUAAGCCUUAAGACGUGACUACUGAUGAAGCAAAUGCUAUAAGAAUGGACCUGUCCACAGAAAAAUGUGGCUUAACCCACAUGUGGUUUACCAGUUCAUUUAAUAUGACUUUUCAGUGUAAAAUGCCAACUGUUUUUGUGUAUUUUGUCAAUUUCCAGUCUUUGUAUGAUAAAAAGAAGCCUUACUGAAAUCCAAGAUAUGAAAGUGAGAAUGGAUGACUCCCGUUUGAUGAUGUUCUCAUUUGACAUUGGUUAAAGGCAUACUGUCCUGCACUCAAGAGCUUUUCAUAAUUGUACAUUUAUUGCUUUCAGAAGUUCUCUUUUACCUUGAGGUAGCAACACAUAGUUGAUAGAACAUGUAGCCCAUAUAAAAGCAGUUUUGUUUUAACACCUUUAAGCUAUGCAAUUGAAGCCUAUGCUUACAAUAUGUUUAAACAUACAGUCAAGAUUUUAAGUUCUGGAACAGUUACUAAUUUUACCCUCUUUAAUGGCAUCAUCAUUGGAUACUUAUUGAGUAUUGGACAUGAAACUCAUAACACUAUCUUACUUUCUUUUUUUUUCUUUUUUUCUGCCAAAAAACUUAACACCUUCACCUUGUGUGCCAUUGAAAGAAAAUGUGAGAAGUGAACAUUUCUUUGUCUUAUUUUCUUACAUGAUAAACUAAAUAAAUACCUGUGAGGAAAAACA
Messenger RNA from Toxotes jaculatrix (banded archerfish), 3851 nucleotides. RefSeq names its product 3-ketodihydrosphingosine reductase (gene kdsr). Gene Ontology annotation, cellular component: endoplasmic reticulum membrane. Gene Ontology annotation, molecular function: 3-dehydrosphinganine reductase activity. The transcript has 10 exons. Bases 234 to 1313 code for a protein of 359 amino acids. Lineage: Eukaryota; Metazoa; Chordata; Actinopteri; Toxotidae. The record is from RefSeq and is a predicted model, not a curated record. Gene Ontology annotation, biological process: sphingolipid biosynthetic process.